This is a messenger RNA of Oryzias latipes (Japanese medaka), 1250 nucleotides long. It is a transcript of the gene pts, whose product is annotated as 6-pyruvoyltetrahydropterin synthase. The record is from RefSeq and is a predicted model, not a curated record. Gene Ontology annotation, molecular function: 6-pyruvoyltetrahydropterin synthase activity. Gene Ontology annotation, biological process: tetrahydrobiopterin biosynthetic process. Gene Ontology annotation, cellular component: mitochondrion. NCBI's taxonomy places the organism in Eukaryota, Metazoa, Chordata, Actinopteri, Beloniformes, Adrianichthyidae.
AAACCAAUCGCGCGCCGCGGCAGCAGCCGGCUUAAACUGCUCACGGAGCGGCUUCAGCGGCUCUCCACCAUGGCCGGGUCCUUGCACAGCAGCGCGGCGGAGCGCGUCGGCUACAUCACCCGCCUGCAGAGCUUCAGCGCCUGCCACCGCCUGCACAGCGUUCACCUGAGCGACGAGGAGAACGCAAAGGUUUAUGGGAAGUGCAACAACCCCAACGGUCAUGGACACAACUACACAGUGGAGGUCACCGUCCGGGGAAAGAUUGACCGCGUGACCGGGAUGGUCAUGAACCUUACAGACCUGAAGAGGUGCAUCGAGGAGGUCAUCAUGAUUCCUCUGGACCAUAAAAACCUGGACAAGGACGUUCCUUACUUUGCCACUGUUGUGAGCACCACAGAAAACCUGGCUGUUUACAUUUGGGACAACAUGGUGAAGGUCCUUCCCCCCGGUCAGCUCUAUGAGAUCAAGAUUCAUGAGACGGAUAAGAACAUCGUCGUCUAUCGGGGAGAGUAAACUCUGCUUUCGCCGCCGCAGAAGUGCUUCGGAUCUGUUUGCUGACUCAUCCCGGCUGCUAACUCGGGCAAAAAAAAAAAAUCCUUUUUUAAAAUUAUUUUUUUUGAGAUCCACAUCAUUUACAUUCCAAUAAUUGUGACACAAACCCAAUGUUUUAUUUAGUAAUUCUGCAAAUACAGAAAAUGAACUCUGUGUUUACAUCAGUACUGAGGCAGGGGGCGCUGUGACUCACAGACAGAGUUCCUGCCUCUGUAGGUUUCCAAGAUGGAAAACAAUAAAGUAUUUAUUGAUUCUGCAUCUUCCUGUCAGUUUGCGGGACUCCAUGAUUGAGAACAGUUCGGUCCGGUGCUCAUUUCUCUGAUUUUUUUUUUUGUGUUCACAAAUAUUUACAAGUCUACAAAGACUUGUAGCCCAAUCCAGGUCCUUUUUUUGGAGCGAUCCGCAGAGGUAGUAGGGCUGCUAUUGGUUCUUGUUUUAGACUGUUUCCCUCAAAGAGCUUUCUUUCACUGUCGAUGACCUUUGUCUCCCUGUGACCAAAAGCCUCUGCUGAACAUUGGAUGAAUGUAAUUUUCUCUGGGCUCAUCCCAGUCCUCUGUAAUAGCGCUGCUUUUGAGUGCUGUUGAGCUUAAAUGACCUGUUGAGCUCUCAAGCUUUUUCUGUCUUGUUCAGACGCCAAUAGUUUCCAUUUCUUUCUUUAAACCUGUCAUUUCCGUUAAUAAAAAUGCUGUGAUGUUGUG